Quercus robur (English oak) is the source of this 1189-nucleotide messenger RNA. Its product is annotated as replication protein A 32 kDa subunit B-like. Lineage: Eukaryota; Viridiplantae; Streptophyta; Magnoliopsida; Fagales; Fagaceae. Gene Ontology annotation, molecular function: DNA binding. The coding region runs from base 97 to 936 and encodes 279 amino acids. The transcript has 10 exons. The record is from RefSeq and is a predicted model, not a curated record. Gene Ontology annotation, cellular component: nucleus; DNA replication factor A complex; site of double-strand break. Gene Ontology annotation, biological process: nucleotide-excision repair; double-strand break repair via homologous recombination; DNA replication.
UAAAAUAAAAUCCCCAAUAUAAUAUAAUUCAUCAUAACCCAAAAUUUCAAAUCCCUCUCUCUCACAGUCACAGACACACGCAGAAUCAUCGGAGCAAUGUAUGGAAGCGAAUUCGACGGUAGCGCUGCCUUCUCCGGCGGCGGAUUCAUGCCCUCUCAGGCCACCCAGGCUCCCGAUCCUUCCUUCUCUACCUCCAAGAAUCGUGAUUCCCAGUCGUUGCUUCCGCUGACUGUGAAGCAAAUUAAUGAAGCUCUUCUGACAAGUGAUGAUAAAUCUAAUUUUAGUAUUGAUGGUGUUGAAGUCAACAAUGUUACACUUGUGGGAAGGGUAUGCAACAGAACUGGGAGAGUGACUGAUGUUACUUUCUUACUUGACGAUGGGACUGGAAGGAUUGAGUGUAACAAAUGGGUUCAAGAAUUCGUAGACUCAAAUGAAGUUGAAGGAAUCUUGGAGGGAAUGUAUGUUCGCAUCCAUGGACACUUGAAAGGCUUCUUGGGAAAGCGGAGUUUAAAUGUUUUCUCUAUAAGGCCCAUCACUGACUUUAAUGAGAUUGCAAGCCACUUCAUUGAUUGUAUAUAUGUCCAUCUCUAUAAUUCCAGGUUACGGAAACUACAAGGUGUUGGUGUUACCACACAGCCACAGAUGCCUACUUCAACUAGUACACCUAUGAUGGGGCACCAAGCUACCUCAGUAAAUCAGCUCUCUAGUCAAUACGGUAAUGUUGGUGGACAGAAGAAUAUUGAACAAAUGGUCUUAGAAUUUUUGCAGCUUCCUGCGUCCAAUGCUGAUGAAAAAGGGGUACACCGUGAUUUAAUUGCCCAACAAUUAAGAGUUUCAGUGGAUAAGCUCAUGUUAGCUAUUCAAAAUCUUGUAGAGGAGGGCUUGAUUUACUCUACAACCGAUGACUUUCAUUUUAAGUCAACUAUCAAUGGUUGACAUCUCCUGUUUGCAAGUUUAUGCGAGUCUGCCGGAGAGUCUUAGAUUCAGUUAGGUCCUGCUGUGAUUACUCUCUCAUUUUGCAUUUGUCAUGGUGUGAAGCCCUGCCCGCAUACAGGAGAUAUAUCUAUAUGAGACCAGAUUUAAUAGUCAAGUGACAUUUCUUUUAGUACUAAAAACUUCUUUUUUUUAAUGAAAGUAACGCAUCUUAAGUAGAUUAUAACUUGAUAUUGCUAGUGGUAUUUUGUGCAAA